AUGUCUUCCUAUGACAUUCAUCUUUCGGUGAAUGGAGCAGAAAGGCGAGAGCGACAUCGCGUCACGAAUCGUGACAGGGCGGUAUGGGAGCGCAAUCGAUCAAGAGACGAGAAGCUUGACUUACGAAACAGGCGAGAAAGGAUGCGCCUGAACCACAGCGCACCCGAAAGCAAUGGAAAGAAUCCAAAGCGUCAACUCUUCGGACCACCUGCUGAGCCACGAGCCUCCACUGAGAUGGUUUCACCCACUCCUUCAAAGACCACCAAUCUCAACGAUGAUAUGGAAAACGUCAACAGAGCGACACAUUCAUACUCUCCUUCUGUGGGAAGAACGACUCGCAGGAAGCUCGUCAUGCAAACUGAGAGCAUUCCCAGCAAACAAUUUGAAAUCACACCGCCUUCCUUGCACGGUAGCGUGAAUCCAGCCGUCCGACCCAGUCUCGUGGUCAAACUCAAGAUCCGGAGGCCAUCUGGGACCAUGAACGUUGAAACGCGUAGGAAGCACAAAUCACCGAGCAGCGAUGCGAUAACCAAGGAUGACACUGCUAUGAAGGAAGGUGCGGUCAGUCAGGGAACAAGCUAUGUCAGAACUCAUGAGUGGAGAAGGGAAACAAGAAGUACGGCACCUAUUACCAGGCGACGGCAAGGCGAUUUAGCAGCAGACGGAGCGCACAAUGAUACUGCACCGGAUCAUACAUAUCCUUCGACAAUAGCCGUUGCUUCAACCAUCUAUCAAAACAUGCGACGACUACAGAGUGGACUGAGCACUUGUUUUUCCCGAAAUUUGUUCUGUACUUUGUAA
This is a messenger RNA of Alternaria burnsii, 801 nucleotides long. RefSeq lists its product as uncharacterized. The coding region runs from base 1 to 801 and encodes 266 amino acids. The transcript has 2 exons. Lineage: Eukaryota; Fungi; Ascomycota; Dothideomycetes; Pleosporales; Pleosporaceae. The record is from RefSeq and is a predicted model, not a curated record.